Messenger RNA from Brassica rapa (field mustard), 2512 nucleotides. Its product is annotated as protein ACCELERATED CELL DEATH 6. NCBI's taxonomy places the organism in Eukaryota, Viridiplantae, Streptophyta, Magnoliopsida, Brassicales, Brassicaceae. The record is from RefSeq and is a predicted model, not a curated record. Gene Ontology annotation, cellular component: plasma membrane. Gene Ontology annotation, molecular function: protein binding.
ACAGUACUAGUUGCGAAGCCAGGCCACAGAAAAUAAAUGCUCACAGAGUAACUGCAUUACCCAUUCAUAUACCCAGAAGGCUUAUUGACCACAACGCUACAACGUUCUUAUUGAUUUUGAGUCUCUCAAGGCUUUAGCAACAACUCCUCUUGUACCUCUGAUCUUACUUAGUAUACUUGGUUAAAGAUGAACAGUUCUGAAGCAUGUCUAGGUAGAACUGAGGCACAGCGGUCAACAGAUACGUAUGAGAAGCACUGGAUACAAAGAUACAAUCCCAUAAGUCUGAUAAUGCGCGGAUUGUGCUACAUAUUCGGUUUGCUAGGAUGUUGUGAAGCUGGAGGAGACACUGAACCUCUUCAAGAUUUCCUUACCGACAACAACAUAUUUUCAGAUAUUUUCAACCUUCCAGAUGAAUAUGAGCAGAUGACUCCGGAGAUCUUUACUGCAGUAAGUGCAGGGAAGAAAGAGUGUCUGGCGACUACCAGCAGUUGGCAAAUAGCACGUCUCAAGGAUGAUCAAGGAGAUUCUGUUCUUCACCUUGCUACGAGUUGGGGUAAUGUUGAACUAGUGAAGAGCUUUGUCUCUAAAUGCCCAUCUCUUCUACUAAAGCCAAACUCAAAGGACCAGCUUCCACUUCAUGUCGCUGCUCAUGCUGGACAAUUAAGUGUAGUUGAGGCUCUUGUUGCAACAGUAACAUUUGUCUCAGCUACACUGUCUGAUGAACAAGACAAGAAGAGACUAAAAUUAUAUGUUGUCAAGGAUAAAGAUGGAAAUACACCUCUGCACUUAGCCUUAAAAGGUGGCCAUGUUAGUACAGCUGUUUGUCUGGUGAAAGCAAACCAAGGGGCUUCAUUUCUUGCCGAUAACGAUGGAAUAUCUCCCUUGUAUAUGGCUGUAAGAGUUGGGAAUGUAUUACUUGUGAAAGAAAUGUUGAAGGAUACACCCGACAACAGCCAAGAUUUGGGGUUGGAAGGGAACAAUUUUCUUGCCCAUGCAGCUUUGAAAGCGAGGAAUACAGAUAUCCUUGAUUGCGUUCAUCAAAAAUGUCCGAGGCUUCUGGACGUGCUUGAUGAAGAAGGAAUGUCCUGUCUUUCAGUUGGAGCAUCCAUAGGGUUUAAUAGAGGAGUACGCAACCUGUUAAACCGGUCAGAAAAUAAAGUUUAUGUCUCCAAUAAUGAUGGAUCCUUUCCGAUCCACAUUGCUAUGAAGAGACGCCAUAUCUACCUUGUGUCUGAGAUUCUCAAAUAUUGUCCAGAAUCAAAAUAUCUGCUUAACAGAAAAGGUCAGAACAUUCUUCAUAUUGCGGCAAGUAGUGGGAAAAUGGAUUUAUACUUUUUUAGCUAUCUUUUGGGAGCUGCUGCUCGUUCUAUAUUUCUCCGGGAUGGUAGGUUUAGUCGGCUGAUGGAGAAGCAAGACGUGGAUGGGAACACACCUCUGCACCUUGCUACGAUGAACUGGCGCCCUCGUACUAUUUUUUGUCUCCUAUGUCAUUACAACCGAAAAUGCAUGGCCACACGGAACAAUAGUGGUUUAACAGCUCUGGAUAUUGCAGAAGGAAGUAUGCAUCCAAACUACAUAUUCCGAGAGAGGGUGUCAUUGUUGGUGUUAUUAUACUUUUACGUAACAUCAAGAGGUUUUUUCACACGGAAAAUGUUCACGGAAAAGAUAACAAAACCAUCGUAUCCACUAGAUGCUGACAAAAACAAAGACUACGUCAACACUCUUUUAGUGGUGUCAGCUCUUGUAGCAACCGUGACGUUUGCAGCUGGUUUUACGAUACCAGGUGGCUUUAACAGCUCUGGUCCAAACUCGGGCAGGGCAACUCUAGCCGGUGACCCCAAACUCAUCUUUUUUAUAGUCUUUGACAUCCUAGCAAUGCAAAGCUCUAUAGUAACGAUAUCUACGCUUAUCUGGGCGCAGUUGGCGGAUCCGUCACUCGUUCACAGAUCUUUAAAUACUGUGACCUUGCCUUUACUGUAUUUCUCUCUACUCUGCAUGUCGGUUGCAUUCUACUGUGGCGUUUGGGUUGCAUUUGCGCAUGUUAUAGAGUUUGUGGCCGUCCUCGAAAUCACAUUUUGGAACUUCCUCUUUCUAAUGCUAUUUCUCCUUGGCCCUCACGUUAUCAUACAAAUACCUGGCAUUCCAGCUUUAUUUGGUCCCUAUUUCCUGCUAUUUGUAUUGUUUGUGGAUGACGACCACCAUGAACAGGCUUCUGCUACAUAAAUUUCAGGCAAAGACCCCAUCCAAAGGAGAUUAUAAAGUUCCUGGAAUAGAGCUUUUUCUCAUUAGAGUGGAGUUGUUUGAUUCAGUACUUGUUACAAUUUGACAUUUCUUUAUUUCUGUUUCUUUCCAUGAUGUGGUUUGAUUUCCUUGUAUGUCCUAUGAUGUUUUUUGAAAGAGUACUUAAUUGUCUCUUGUUAAAUGCAUCAGUCUGUUUCCUGACUUUGCUGUAUAUGUUAAGUCCCAUGAACCUUGAUGUAGCCAAAAAAAUUCCAUUUCUUCUAAUUAUUAA